This is a messenger RNA of Vitis riparia (riverbank grape), 2594 nucleotides long. Its product is annotated as putative septum site-determining protein minD homolog, chloroplastic. Bases 109 to 1110 code for a protein of 333 amino acids. The transcript has 2 exons. Lineage: Eukaryota; Viridiplantae; Streptophyta; Magnoliopsida; Vitales; Vitaceae. The record is from RefSeq and is a predicted model, not a curated record. Gene Ontology annotation, molecular function: ATP binding; ATP hydrolysis activity. Gene Ontology annotation, biological process: negative regulation of cell division. Gene Ontology annotation, cellular component: cytosol; cytoplasmic side of plasma membrane.
CGAGUUUUCAGCGCCUCCUCUCUUACAUGCUCAUCCAAAAAGAAAUGAAGCCCCUCCCAUAAACCCUGGAAUCUCUCUCUAGAUCCCCCUUUUCUCCCUCUCCAGAAAAUGUUGUCUCCCCAACUCCUCCCCAAAACCCCUAAUCCAUUAUCUUCUAUCUACACGCCAAACCCUUUUAAAUCCUUAAACCCCAAAACCCUCAAACCCUCCAAGCCAAACUUCAAGCCCAAACCUCACAACCCCACUACCAUUCAAUCGGUUCUUCAGUGGAACCGCAAACCCCAGCUCGCCGGGGACACCCCCCGCGUCGUCGUCAUCACUUCCGGCAAAGGCGGCGUCGGCAAGACUACCACCACCGCCAAUGUCGGCCUCUCCUUAGCCCGCCUAGGCUUCUCUGUCGUCGCCAUUGACGCCGACGUCGGCCUCCGCAACCUCGACCUCCUCCUCGGCCUCGAAAACCGUGUGAACUACACCGUCGUUGAAGUCCUCAACGGCGAUUGCAGACUCGACCAAGCUUUGGUUCGCGACAAGCGGUGGUCGAAUUUCGAGUUGCUGUGUAUUUCAAAACCCAGAUCGAAACUCCCGAUUGGAUUCGGAGGAAAAGCCCUAACUUGGCUUGUGGAUGCCCUUAAAGCUCGUGAAGAAGGAUCGCCGGACUUCAUUCUGAUUGAUUGCCCAGCCGGCAUUGACGCCGGAUUCAUUACGGCGAUCACUCCGGCGAAUGAGGCGGUUUUGGUGACCACUCCGGAUAUUACGAGCUUGAGAGAUGCUGAUAGAGUUACUGGACUGCUCGAGUGCGAUGGAAUCAAGGAUAUAAAAAUGAUUGUGAACCGGGUUCGGACGGAUAUGAUAAAAGGCGAAGACAUGAUGUCCGUUCUUGAUGUUCAAGAAAUGCUAGGAUUGGCAUUGUUGGGAGUGAUUCCAGAGGAUUCCGAGGUGAUUCGGAGCACAAAUAGGGGGUACCCACUUGUGUUGAAUAAGCCUCCCACAUUGGCAGGAUUGGCAUUCGAGCAAGCAGCGUGGAGGCUUGUUGAGCAGGAUAGUAUGCAGGCUGUUGUGGUAGAGGAGGAGCCAAAGAAGAGAGGGUUUUUCUCAUUUUUUGGAGGAUAAAAUCAAGCACAUCGUAGGACUGUUCUGGUUAAUGAUGGUUUUUGGAGUUUGAAGUAGGAGACAAGGACCAAAUUUCGAAGCUGUGUACAGUUGACUCAAUUUACAGAAUGCAACAAUAUAUGCCAAUCCAUGUCUUUCAAUCGUUUACAUAUUUUAAAUGCGAAUCACCAUAGGAGACAUUACAUUUCCAAUGAAUGAGAACCGCAACGGCAUUGUCAUGCAAGAAUGCCAUUACAGAUCCAGAACAAAUGAGAUCCCUAAUACGAUCCAUCGCCUGGGCAGUUUGCAUGUUUCCUGGGAACUUUGUAAUAACAAGUUUGAGAUGGCAAUUUUCAGAACUUUAAUGAGAGGCAACAAAUGAAUUCAGGCAAAGCCAAAAAACUGAACAAAGCUGGCCUCUGGCAUGUGCCUUCUCCGUGAGAGCCUUCAUGUGGAUCUAAAGCUACUCACAUGCCCUGUUCGUGUCAAUCACCACCAUGCCAUUCGUCAGUGAAGCACAAAUAGCAGCAGAGCUUCAAUGACCAACUCGGGCUUUCACUUUUGCAGCCUUCCCUGCAAUUCAUGGAACAACUUUGACCCCACGGUAGUAAUAUCACCUGAUCAAUGAAAACCCAGAUGGAGAAGCUAUCAGCAUUACAAUUUCCUUAACAAAAUAGAAGAAUGCUAUAUAAAGCUAUCUGUUUUCAAUAUCUAGACCAAAUUGGAUGAAAGAAAUCCAACUUUGCACAGCUUAUCAAGUGAAUUGAGUACCUGCUCCAAGUGUAAACACAACUGUUUCUCGAUCAGGUUCCAAGGAUAUCUGAUGCGCUAACUUGUCUACCACAUCCCCCUUAGAAAGCCAACAAGAAAGUAACAAUAAAUGGAGCAUAAACUAUAAUCAGAGGGCAACUUGAGUAAAACACAUUAUCUUGGAAGUGAGUUGUUGAUAAAUCUAAUCCCUUUUGCCUUUCUGCUUAAGCAAAUUGUUCUACAUUAAGGAAACCAGUCACCAAUUGGCAAUUCUGCUUUCCAAAUUGGUACAAAAGCACAAGAGCUAGACAAAGAUCAUCUUCAGCAUCCUGUUGGUAAACCAUUCCAGAAUGUCUCCAAUAGUUCAAGAACGACAGUUUCAUUUCCCACUAGGAAGCAUUUCUGAUUUUGUCUUAAAAACAAUCUUCCUAACAUCCAGGUUUCUGAUAAAUUCUUAUGAUAUAGCGUGCCUAUAGUAAAAUUGACAAAAGGGAGAAAAUUUCUAAUCUUGUAAUGUUGGGAUGGUGUGGCUAUAGUGGAAUUCCAAAGUUUCUUUUUAUUUUUACGUUCCCUAAAAUAAAAGGAAGAACAAUAAUUUGGAGAGAAAAAUAACACAGAAGGGAUUUGUAUCUCCACUGAAAGCUUAAGAUUGCUUUCCACUUUUGGUUAGUAAAAAAGAUAGUAAGAGCAUGUUUAGUAACGGUUUCAAAAACAAUUUUUGAGAAUAAUUCUUAAAAACAAUUCUCAAUUCUUCA